GCUAGCUGGACUCACUCCUUACCUCCUUCUCACCAGCAUUUCUUUAGCUUGUCAGCUGCAUCAUUUCACUCUAAAACCAUGGCCAAGGACAUGACUCUGCUGUGGGGACCUGGCUCUCCUCCCUGCUGGAGGGUGCAGAUCAUUUUGGAGGAGAAGAACCUGCAGGGUUACAACCAAAAGCUGUUCUCCUUCGAGAAAAUGGAGCACAAGUCAAAGGAGGUCUUAGCAAUGAAUCCUAGGGGACAGCUUCCAGCCUUCAAACAUGGAAACAAUAUCGUGAAUGAGUCCUGCGCUGCUGUCCUGUACCUGGAGAGACUGUACCAGUCCCAGGGAACCAAGCUGGUCCCUGACAACCCUGCUGAGUUGGCAGUCAUGUACCAGCGCAUGCUUGAGAGCGCCCCGCUUGGAAUGAAAAUGGGGGACGUUAUCUACUACAACAUGAAGGUCCCAGAGGGCGAGAGGCACGACUCUGCUCUGAAGAGAAACAGAGAGAAUCUGAAAGAUGAAGUCAAAAUGUGGGAGGGAUACAUGCCGGGAUCAGGCUGUUUCCUGGCAGGAAAGACCUUUACACUGGCUGAUGUGGUUAUUUACCCAGCAAUUGCUUAUCUCUUCCGCCAUGGGUUGUCUGAGGAGCACUACCCUAAACUGGCAGCUUACUACAACUGUCUGAAGGACAGACCCAGCAUCAAAGCCACCUGGCCUCAGGUCUGGAAGGACACACCAGGGCAGGACGUGCUGAAAAACCUCUAAAAUCCAAAAACUGCACCUGCUGCCGUUGCAUUAAUGUGUAACCACUCCUUGCACUGCACUAUUCUAGAAGUUCACAUGAUUAAAAGCUAUGCAAUUGAUAUGUGUUGGAUAUAAUCCAUACAUCAUUGUUUGUGACUUACUCUACAGAACAUGCUUUAUCAAUGUGCUGUGAAGAAAAUAAAAUAAAAAAAAAAAUAAUAAUUUGAA
This is a messenger RNA of Melanotaenia boesemani (Boeseman's rainbowfish), 957 nucleotides long. RefSeq names its product glutathione S-transferase A-like. The transcript has 6 exons. NCBI's taxonomy places the organism in Eukaryota, Metazoa, Chordata, Actinopteri, Atheriniformes, Melanotaeniidae. The record is from RefSeq and is a predicted model, not a curated record. The coding region runs from base 79 to 750 and encodes 223 amino acids.